This is a messenger RNA of Amphibalanus amphitrite, 2318 nucleotides long. RefSeq lists its product as uncharacterized. The record is from RefSeq and is a predicted model, not a curated record. The transcript has 2 exons. The annotation marks the transcript as partial. NCBI's taxonomy places the organism in Eukaryota, Metazoa, Arthropoda, Thecostraca, Balanomorpha, Balanidae.
GGAGGUCAGAGCUCCUGGUGGGACGACGUGGCCAGCACUGGCCUGAUGACCGCCGCUUCGUUCGUCACUGUCUCCCUCCUCUUCUGGGUCGACCUCGUCCCCGGCGUCGGAGAGUCGGAGAGCGUCUCUGAGCUCGGCAGCGGCCUGGUGCGGGCUCUCGCCGCGCUGGGCGACCAGUUCCCGUACUACCGGCGCGCCUGUCUGCUGAUCGGCAUCGCCUGCCCCGCCCUGACGCUGACCGCCGUCCGCCUGCUCUCCGCCGGCCGACCCACCUUCCAGCUGGCCUCACUAGUGACCCUCGGUGUGCUCGUCUCGGAGCUGUGGUGGUCCGUGUCGCGGAUAGAUGGUGCUGGCGGCUGGACGCCCCACGCCCGUCUGACUGGCGAGGCGGUAAUGGCGGUGGUAGGGGGUCUUCUGAUGAUUGGGGGGCUGAUCGCUUGGCUGUCGUUCGGUGAGAAGAAGCCUGGGAAGGAUCUGGAGCUGACGGCUCGUGAUGUGGAGAUGUACAAACUGCAGCACGGUGGCGGGGUCACGGCCACUAAAUACCGGUGGCAUCAGCCGGAGACGGUGUGAUUGUGUUGCCCGAGAGUCGUCUGGGCUUCGCUGUGUAAGAUGGUGAUAUUUUGAAGUGUUCUAUUUUUGUCUUUUUAUUGAAUCGUCGAUCGCAAUGUGCAGUUGCAGUAUGUAAUAAAGAGUGCAUGACUUGCCCCAUGCUCAUGCGGGCUGCGAGCGUAUCUUCGUGGCUUCAGGAGCUAAUGUGAAUUAAUUAGACAUUUGUGGCGAGUAAAACCAACACGUGCUACGCUAGCAUAAGUUACCAUAUCUUGUGUUAUGUAUAUAUUUAUGUUUUUCUAGAUGAAGAGUUUUGCCAAUGGCCGAAGCAAACCAUUCGAUGCAGGAAGUGUUUUCGCACAUUCGGGAGACGCCAUAUGAUCAACUUCUUGCGUUUGAAUAGUUAAUGCCCCCGUACGGUGUACUCGUAUCAUCAUCUUUUUUUCGCGUGGUGUGCUUAAAAACGCAUCAGAAAGCCGUAGAAAACCAUGGCCCACAAGUGCGAUGAUUUAUUUCAUUGCUGUCAAGCACUAGUGGUGUCUUUGUACAAGGCCGUAAAGGGUAUGAAUAUUCAUAAUGUGCGUAUAUGUGUCUUGGUUCUAUUAUGCUAGGUAUACAUACAUCCGUUCUCCACAAUCACAUCCUUUGCGGCUUCGCCACGAAUACGUUUAUUAGCCGAACAAAGCUGAAAAUGGCUGCAGCCUGCAUGUGAACUUGAUGUGUGUGGGUAAUCGGCCGUCUGUGUGUAGCGAGAAUUGUAUGCAUACAUACCUACAAUAUACCUACAUUGUAUGUGCCUAGGUACCUACACAACAGACGCUGUUCGUACUUAAAUGCCACUUAAUUGUUGUAAUAAAACGGUGAUAAGCAACGAAAGUAAACGGUGUAAAGCUAAACGUUUUUGCGAGUAUUUCGGAGUGGCUUUGUUAUUUUUUUUUUGUCGAGCCUCGAGGAAUGAAUCAAAAUAAAUAAAAGGAAAACCGAACCAUGCGUACUGCGUAGUUCGUAGGUAGGUAUGCUUAAUCUUAUUGCCUAAUCAGUUAUAAAACGUUUCUGCAGUUUCUCGGCUCGUUACUUUUCUCAAGUAAGCCAUUCAUGUUAACGAGAAAGUCGAUAAAUUACACAGAGUAGUAUAACGGACACAAUAUUACGGCCAAGAUCAAGACACCGUUCCUCUUUCCCAUCCUCGGGAGUCAAAUCCUUCUCGCUCUCGGCUCAAGCCCCCUAAAAUAUGUUCAGGACUGGAUAGACGACAGUCACCCUCAUCCGACGUGGGUAGCUCCUCUGGAGCAGGCCCAUAGUCCGGUGAGGUGACCAUUAGCGGGGGCACCGAGCCCCGCUGCGGGGCUCGGUGUCCUGUCCACAGGACGCCGGACGGGCACAGCCCCGGCGGUGCAACGGGGUGUCCUCGAUAAAUCCCCUGAUUCCCCUUCCCCUUCCCCUGAUUCCUAGAAUCUUUCCGGCUCGGCCAAUGUCUCGCUAGAACAAAAAGUUAGAACAAAAGCUAGAAGGAAAAGAGUGCUUGAAAAUUAGGGGAUAGUAAUAAGCGGUCACCCUGGUGCACCACCGCAACUGAGUCCAUCGGCGUCCCGAUGUAGUGUAGUGUUGAGCCUCAAGCUCCACAUCACUUAAUGGCUGUGCUGCAGCUCCCUGUGUUGACCUGAGGAGGGGUGUAGUGUUGGACCUCAACGGUGACUCAGUGUGUUGCCUCCCUCAGGUGUGUUGGCCUCUCAGCAACGGGCUGUAAAUAAACAAGCUAGGGCAGA